Oldenlandia corymbosa var. corymbosa is the source of this 1375-nucleotide messenger RNA. The record is from the annotation of a GenBank genome assembly. NCBI's taxonomy places the organism in Eukaryota, Viridiplantae, Streptophyta, Magnoliopsida, Gentianales, Rubiaceae.
AAAAAAGAAAAACUUUGCUUCCUACUCAUCCGCCUAUUCCCUCUCCUCAUCCUUAUUUCUUCUUCCUCUUCUUCACCUCAUUUCCUUUAAUUUCUGUUAAUAACCAAUUUCUUAAACCACAUUUUGGUUUGAUUUAUUUAUAAACUAACAAAAUGUCAGGUUUUAUGGAAACCCUUUCCCCAUCAAAACACAUUAUUGAAGUCAGCCCUUUCAAUGACAAUAUAAAGAAGAAAGGAGGGAUGAUGAUGACGAUGACAGAGCAAGAAGAUAAGAUAGAGGAGAAAGGAAGCAAUAAUAAUGCAAAUGAUGAGAUUGUAAAUAAUAAAGUUCUAGUAUUAAAAAAAACAUGCAGUAGUAAAUCAUUGAAUUCAUCAUCUUCUUCAAGCUGCUGCAGCCCUAAAGUUUCUUCUCCCUCUUUGCUACAAUGUGUGGAGGACAAUAAGGAUAAUGAGAGAUGUUUGCAGCAAUGGAAUGAUCGGAAUAUUGGAAAUCUAAAAAAAGUUUCCUUACAAGCAGAUAAUAAAGUAAAUCAACGUCCGGAGGUAGAAAUAGUAAGCAUUUCAAUCAAAUGUCGAGACAGGCCAGAUAUUGUGCUAACUGAGCCAUUUGCAUCAAGUCCAAAAGCUUGCCUUUUCACCCUUAAGGAAGGGAGCAGAUACCGACUCCGAUUCUCAUUCAUUGUCUCCAACAAGACCGUUUCUGGCCUCAAAUACACAAAUACCCUUUGGAAGGCCGGUGUAAGAGUGGAUAGGUCCGAAGUUCGAUUAGGAACAUUUAACCCAAGGAAGGAACCAUACGCAUAUGAAUUAGAAGAAGACACAGCUCCUUCCGGUAUAUUUGUCCGUGGCUUGUACUGUGCAAGAACUAAGGUGGUGGAUGCUACUGGUAUUUGCUACUUGGACAUCAAAUACUACUUCGAGAUUCAGAAGUCUUGGCCAUCUUCUUGUUGAUGAAAUUUUGGAUCAUCAUCAUCUGAUGGUUUUUCCCAGUGCAAAAGUAAAAGGGAAAAAAAAAAAAAGAAACUGAUUGAGAUGCAAAAAUACGAAUACCAUUAAGGGGACUGAAUUAAAUUAAAUUAAUUGAUGUGUACUACAAUUAUGAGAACAUUAGCCUUUUCUUUUUUUAAUUUCUUUUUUCUCACUUACCUCUUAAAUUUUGUACGAUAUACCUAUUUUUUUUUUUCCCUUUGUUAUGCAGAAUGACAAAUUAAACAUGUAUAUAUUCCCUUGUGGAAUUCAAUCAAGAUUUUUUUUACAUUUAGAAUUUGGAAGACCUGUAGGCUAAUAAACUUUUUCUCCUUGAAUUUUAUUAGCUUAGGCUCAUUUUUAAUUUUGUACAUUUUUACUUUUUGUUUAUUUCGAGAAAGUUCAAACCC